This is a messenger RNA of Drosophila nasuta, 3619 nucleotides long. Its product is annotated as mesoderm induction early response protein 1. The transcript is spliced from 3 exons. Gene Ontology annotation, cellular component: nucleoplasm. The record is from RefSeq and is a predicted model, not a curated record. Gene Ontology annotation, biological process: negative regulation of transcription by RNA polymerase II. Gene Ontology annotation, molecular function: histone deacetylase binding; transcription corepressor activity. The coding region runs from base 103 to 1896 and encodes 597 amino acids. NCBI's taxonomy places the organism in Eukaryota, Metazoa, Arthropoda, Insecta, Diptera, Drosophilidae.
UUCUGUUUAGAAGCGACCAGCAUAUUCGUAAUAUCAUCGUACGGUCACGCUGAAUCGUUGACAAUUUGAGGAGGGCAAACAAACAAGCCAGCAACUCUUGCAAUGGCGGGACGCGAAUUAACAAUAACGCCAACGAAGCGCGAGCGCCGCAAAUCGCCAGCAAUGAGCUUCACCUCGGACAGCAGCAGCGUGCAGCCUCCACCAAUGUCACCCUCCUCAUCGGUGGCAGACACCACAUUUGAGCCAACUAUUGAUAUGAUGGUAAACGACUUUGACGACGAGGCUACAUUAAAUGAAGAGGAAGCACUCGCCGACCAAGAGGCACAUAAUCCCGAAGAUGAGAUCGCCACGCUGCGCGAAGAGAGCGAAAUGCCCAUCGAAGAACUGCUGGCCAAGUACAGUAGUAUGCCAACCACAUCGCCGGUCGCAACCAGCAGCUUUAAGCGUUCCAGCGGCAGUUCGAGGCGACGACGUGCCACAAAACGUCAGCAUCAGGAAACAGACUCGGCUGCUAAUGCGCAAAUGUCAACAGGCGCUGACGAGGUCUCCAAUGAACCAAUAACUACUGCAACUGGCCAAGAGGCAGGCAGCUCUGUUGUUCAAACAGAUGAUGAUACGAUGACUGCAGACGAUUGCACAACGUUGCCAGCGGAAUCAUGCAAUGAUGUUGACGCUGGACACCAUGAAGCACAAGGUGUUUUGCCGCCAGAAGUCAGCAAAAAGCAUCGUUCGCAUUUGUUGGACUUGUAUCCGGGUGAAACCUUUGCCAGCAGUGCACAGCAAACACUGCACGCCAUGGAAGAUCUAAAAAGUUUUACACCGCUGCAAACGCUCUUCGAUGAAGUCGAGGAGGAGGAGGAAGAGGAUGAAAGUGACACGGAGUCGGAUGAUGCGAGAAAGAUCAUUAUGGUUGGGCCCGACUAUCAGGCUGAUAUUCCCGAAGGACUUUCACAGUAUGGCGACAUAUUGCCGUACGAAAACGAGGAUCAACUCAUCUGGGAGCCCAGUCAAGUGACUGAGCGUGAGGUCGAGGAUUAUCUCGCCAAGAUCCAGGAGACUCGUGCACUAACCACAUCAACAGAUGAAGCUGCUGUUGCUGUCGCUGACAUGGCCGAGGGCGAAGAGAACACUACAGCUAUCACAGAAGACGCAGCCUCAAUAGCAACGCCUGCCACAGUUGCAACAGCGAAUCCAACAACAGCUAACUUGGACUCGGAAUCGGUGGUCAAGGAUAAUGAGCAAGCGUUGCAUCUACUGGUGCAAUGCGGUUACGAUUUCAAGGAGGCGCUGCGCCGAAAGCGCUUAAAUGUCCUGCCACUGAGCGAUACGAUGAGUAGCUGGUCGGAGGAGGAAUGCCAGAAAUUCGAGGAGGGCAUUCAUAAGUUUGGCAAGGACUUCUAUCAAAUCCGGCAGAAUCAGGUGCGCACAAGAACCAUGCGCGAACUUGUACAGUUCUAUUACCUGUGGAAGAAGAGCGAACGUCGCGAUCAAAGCUUUGCCCUUAACGAUACCAUCGAUCAUAUGGAUGUGUUUCUUAACGAAGGUGGCAAUGGCAACAUUACCAGCAAUGUUGCAACGGCAGCAGGUGUUGGCAAUGGGAAUGGGAAUGGCAGUUGCUCGUCUCAAGCGAGCAGCUGCAGCAGCAGUAAUGGUCAUAGCAAUGCGAAUGUCAACACCGAAGCCUCCGCACUGGACAAAGAGGCUGCAGCAACAGUUGCACGCAAAUCCACAACGAAAAACUACUCGAUUAUGACGGGCAGCCACGCUGGUGGUGGAAGCGGUGGAGGAGGAGGAAAUGCAUCCGCUACUAGUCGCAAACGCGGCGCAUCCUUUGCUCUGGACAACGAGGAUAAUGAGCAGGACGCUGAAAAUGUAACGAUCGAUAGUUUAAGCUGAAUCAUUGUUAUUGGGGGCCACAGUCAUGGGAUGCAUACAAUGUUCUCAACCAGUGGGGCAGGGGCAUCGAUAAAAUCGGUUCGAUAACACACAGCAAUUGAGCCAAAAUGCGCAGGCGCUUUCGACUCAACAAACGAUGGUGGCAGCUGUGGACAUCAUGGAUGGCAUUUUGCAUUAAUUACUAUUAGGUUGAAAACGAAAUCCAACAUUCAUUACAUGUGUAGCAUACAGAUAAUAUAUAAAUAUAAUUGUCGAUUCUCUAAUACAUCAAAUACCAACUCGCAAUUAUCGAAACGAAAUCGCAACUCUAUUAAUCGAAAUGGAAGUCCUUAGCAGGUGCAAAAGCUUCGAUCAAAAGCUUAUUUAAAAACGUAAGGCAAAAAAAAAGGGUGUUGAUUUGAGGACAUUUAAUUCAAGCUGGAUUUAUUACAAAAGCAUUUUACGUGAAUAAUUCUUGAGUUCAAUGUUUAUCAUUCAUUUAUUCCUCUUGUUUCUUCCUUCAAUGUCAAGGAUCAAAUGUCAGCUCAGCAAUGUACACAACGUUGCCAGCUACAUAUAAAAUAACUACCUCCUCCCCUUGUCAAGAAAUUCCAAGUAGUCAAUUCUCGUAUUCGCUUUGCUUGCAUUUUCGCAAACACACAGAGAUAGCUUUGUCAGAGUGAGCAUGUGUGUCUCUGUCUGUGUGUACGUACGAAGCCACAGGCACGUACACACGAGCAUAGAGAACACUUAUUGGAGAUAGUAGAAGCAGCCAGGCGAAUGGCAAAACCGGCGAUCGACCGACUGACGAUCGUGCAAAAUGAAGUUUUGUGCUUUGGGGCUUGGAUUUUGUGCUUACGCUCGUAAUGCUCCCUAUGUGUGCGUGCCUGUGUAUCUAUCGUGCACAUGUGUGUAUAGCCUCUUCUCUCUUUUUUUCCGCAAGCUUCACUGACGUAGCGUGAACAUUUUACGUUCACGUUCCAUGGGCUCCACCAUCCAGCCGUCCGUCCGCCCAGCCAGCGGACCGUAGUGAAAAUCCAGUUUUGUUAAAAAUAAACAAAGCGCAACAAAGAGCACGCUACAAUCCUCAGCGUAGAGCAGCAUAUUUGUGUUGUGGCCUGUGAUGUGUGCUCCACUCUUUGCUUCUUCUUCUUCUAAGCGCUAGGACCUUUGCUAUAGAUGCCAAAAACAACAACAAAUAGCAACACCUGCUGAUUUUGAUUACAUAAAUAAACACAGACAAUAUAACGUAUACUUAUGUUUACAGGAAAUUCAUACGAAUAUUCUUACAGUGGAAUACCUAUUAUUUGAUCCAAGUUGGUGAUUUUUCAGAAUCUCAUUUGCAUGUUUAUGAGUAAUUAAUCAAAUUCUUAUAGUAAUAUAAAAUAAAUAAAUAAAUUGUAACUAUGUUCAAUGUUGAAAUGUUGCAUUUAAAUUUUUAAUUUAUAUGGAUCAUUUUAUUUGUAAUAAAUUUAAAUAACUAUUUUACAGGUACUAGUGAAUUAAUAUAAUGAUAUUAUGUUAUAGCUCUUUUGCUUGCUGUAAAAUAAAUAUAUUUAAGAAAAACUCAGUUUACUUUCCACUUUUUGAUUAUCUUUUUUUCAUUAUGAAUUAGAAAAUUGUUUUAAAUUUUAAUGUGUACAACAACUUUGUAGCUUUAGAGCAAUCCAGCAUUAAAACUUAGCAUAGUGCUCCACUGUAAAGCAGCGUACUUGCGAUUCGUCACGGGCCGAAACCGCAGAAA